UCCCGUUCUUGGAGCGCGAACGGUUAAGGACAGAGACGGCCACGAGAAAAUGGCGAAUAUGGAGGAGUUUUUGUACGGGCAUAGCGUCAUAUUUUAAACUUUAUGCCAUUUUAAUAGCUUUUUAUACUCGGUGGUGUUUAUUUUAUGCAUUUCUGGCUAGGUUUUUUUAUUAAACGGCGAGCGCUACUCGUGUGUCACACUAACGGAAGAUCAUUUAAAAUAUGUUGUUGUUACUCUAGCUAGCUACAUUAGCUUAAUAGCAGGAAACAUGAAGUGCCUUCGUUAGCAAAUAAAUGACCGCAGAAAUGACAAAUACAUUUAUAUUAUUAAUGGUUGAGUAAAAGGACUCUGUCACACUUCAUCUGAAGUCAUGGCUUUACACAAUUUGGUGUUCGUCAUCGAUGUGGAUUAUAGAGAUCACGAGUCAGGAGAGCAACUGGAUGUCAACAAUCAUCUGUUGAAACGAGGAAUAUUACAAACCCUGCUGCAUUUCGGCUACAAAUAUGGAUUUGACAAAGUGCGCUGGGGUUAUAAAUUCUUCCAAUCCAAGACUGGCCGAAAUGCAAGCCUCAUAUCAAGGGGGUCAGACUUCAAGGAGCUUCGUCACAAGACUUUUGAGGACUUUGAAAUAGAGUUUGAAGCUAAGGUUGACGUGAAGGAUAAAUCGUGUCCGUCAAAGCAGAAGCAGAAAUUCAAUCAUUCUGCCUGUGUUCACAAUGCACUCAAAGAAACCCUGCUGGACUUCCAGUGGGACAGACCAGACAUCACCUCUCCCACCAAACUGUCUCUCAGGCCGAGGAACUCUGUCCAAGCUGGAAAGCCCAGUGUUUCAUUGGAGGAUGAGACUUCCAGCAAGGGGAGGAAUUUGGUGUUUGUUGUCUCGGAGUGUCCACGCUCCAGGUCACAAUUUGUGGACUAUCUUUCUUUGGGAAACAGUGACCUGCCCACAGAUGUGACAGAUCAAAUAUUACCCAGAGGCCUUCACGACAUGCUGCUUCAGCGACAGGUUGUGCUGCACUGGAUUGACAGUAGAUCACAUGUCCAGGUCAUGAAGUGUGAGGAUCAUGUUGGCACUGAGAAGCUGUCUGAGGUCCUCGCUCAGCUGGGUGGCAGAGUGAUCCCUGUGAUUGCUCUGCUGAACCUCUGUUCCACUCAAAAGCCAGACUCAGGCUUCAGCAGACAGACCUUUGCAUUCAAGUCCAACGUUGGAUACCUCCUGUCUUCUGAAAGGCUCCACCGCCUGGCUUUUCCUGUCACAGGUGGUGUUCUGCAGUGGGAGCAAGGUGACAUGACACAGAUCUGUGGCGUCACGGUAGAGCCAGUGUCUCGCAGACGCAGGCUUCUCCCAGAGUCGCUGGAAGUGUGUCUGAAAGCAGUGCUGCAGGGCUGGGAUGCCUCCUCUCUGACGCAGAGCUCCACAGAGUCGUGGCUGCUUCAGUGCUCCAGCGGCAGUGAGGAGCGAGGAGCUGCUGCUGCCCUCCAGCACCUCCUGAUGGAGCUGUCUGCUCGUGCUCUGCACAUGCUGUCUGAGGUGAAAGACAACGGCCUGGUGUAUUCGGCUGUCCUCUCCCCCCUGUCACACACUACAGCUCUGCUCACCAUCCUCCAGUCUGGAGUCGCCCAGAACGAACAGAUCCUAACCAGCGAAAUCCUUGCCCCUGCCACAUCAGAAACAUCGGCUGAUUUGCCUGAUGUUGUGAGCAGUGUCCUGGGAGUAGUGUAUGACAUCAUGGAGGAGGAUGGAGGAGACACUGUUGAGGACCAACCCAUAGGUCAUCAGGUACCGGAGUGGGCUCAGCAGGAAGUCAGCCGUCGCCCGCUGACAACAGGCGUGUUGGAGUGUUGGUUCCCUCAGUCAGACCAGUCAGGAGUGAGUUCUCAUUUAAUGGAGUCGAUGAGGUUGCUGGAUGCAGUGCCAGAGUCAAAAGAAGAGGGGGAGCUGUCUGUCGUACAGCAGGAGCUGAUUGGUGGGCUGGCUGAACUGUAUCAAACAUCCAAAGGGGCAGAUGCCAAGAGGGGCAAGAAGAAACGUGGCGCCCAGCGUACACCGGUGAAGCAGAAGAUGAAGACCAUGAGCCGCUCCCUGCAGAUGCUGAAUGUGGCGCGGCUGAAUGUCAAAGCCCAAAAGGAUCAGGCAGAGGAGGAGCAGCUGGGGGCCAAGGGCCGGGGGGCCGACAGGCAGAAGACAAGGACCAGUAACAGGAACAAAUCUAGAGGAGUGAGCCCCAUCACUUUCACUAGUGAGGAGGAGCUGCUGUCCCAUCUGAAGAGCAGCUGCGAGAAGGCUUUGGCAGAGAGAGACUCGUCCCUCCUCACCGGUGUCCAGCAGCUCCUGUUUGCUGUGAAGACCUUCUUUGGGACCGGAUCUGACCUGGAGGUAAAGACCUCUCAGAUUGUCCAGCAGCACCUCCUCAAGACCAGCAAGUCCAUACGGCAGCUCUAUAGCACAGCUGCUGAUGUUGAUAGCAAAGUCAUCCAGUGCAAGCUGCAGGCGUUACUGAGGCUCGAGUUGUGUAGACUUUUCUCAGCAAAGCAGUCUGACUCACUGGAUGUUGAUCAGAUGGCAGAGGAGGUGGCUGACAUGCUCAGGAUAAUCUCCCUCACUAAAGACCCCGUUGUCGUAGAGAGGUUCCUUGGAGACGAAGUCCUGCCGGGGUUCCUGACAGCUGUCCCCAGAGUGCUGGCAGACGUGUACCACAGUCUGGGCACGCAGCUCCCAGAGGCUCUGGUGGCGUCUCUGCCCGCCGACUUCUUCAGCGACGAGUCGGUUACUAAGGACAGCGUUUCUCCCUCGGCCUCCUCCCCUCCUCUCUCCACACACAGCCUGCUCUCAGACGGCAGAGAUCGCCUGCAGAGCCUGAGGAACCGCUCCCCCGGCAAGAGGAGGAGUGGGAUGCUGACUCGUCAUCGCAGUAUGACUGAAUCAUCGCAGAGUCUUCGCCAAAUAGAGAUCCCCAAAAAGACAACAAGAGCUGACCCCUAUCACAUGUCCAAAUCAAAGGGCUGCGUUGCUUUGGAGAAACCUGCUGCACAACCUCCACCUCAGAAGCAAGAUACUCAAGAGGUGACGAAGGUGAGACGAAAUCUGUUCAACCAGGAGAUCGUUUCCCCUUCAAAGAAAGCCAAGAUGCCGAGGAGCCAGUCUGUGUCCGCUGUGGAAGGUUUGAAACGCAAGAGUACUGCUGAAUCAGAAGAGCGACACAAACUUAUGACAAAGAAAGUGUGUGAAACCCCGCACCACAAGCAAGGGUCAAAUCGCCUGCUAUACCGGCAGAAAAUGGGAAGGAGAUCUGUCCCAACUGAGGAGUGCAUUGUGGAAGAGUCACCAGUAAAACCUGCAGACGACCUAAGAAGGAGCCCAAGAAUAAAGAAGUUUGCUCGAAGACACUCGAACGUCUUCUACUCCAGUUCUCAACCUCGCUCGAGCAACCUGGAGAGAGCUCUCUCUGCCUCGCAGCUCUCUCUCAGCGAUGGAAAGAUCAGUGGAAUAAACGUAAAAAUGGUCCGAUCUCCCAUGAGACUUCUCUUCGGGGCGGCUGAGUCCCCGAGUCGUCUUUCUGACCCGCCGACUGCGACCAGAGCCACCAGGUCCCGCCUGUACACUGACUCCAGUGUGUUUGAGAGCCCAAAUAAAACGCCAACUAAGUCACCUGGUAAACAUGGGAGGGCCACACAUGGGACCAGAACUCCAAGGACCCCUCGUACCCCAGGAUCCCCCAAAACCCCGCCUCGGUUCAGGAUGCGUGUUUCCCCCGCUGCUCAGAGCCCAGUAGCAGGAAGCUCUCGUGAAGUAGGUAUGGCUCUGAGAGGAAGUCCAUUCAGAUCUCCAGCCAAACGCGCUCUUGUGGUCGAGACACCGACUAAAGAGAGCCCUCUGAGGAGCCCGCUGAAGGGGAUUCUCAGGACUCCGAUCAAGGUCUUGGUUGAAUCCUCUUCCGGGUUACAUAUUCUCAAUAGCCCAAUUACCCAGACUCCCAAGAAGAGCGUCACAUGGUCUCCAUCUCCUCGAAAAUGUAGAGUGACAGAGAGCAGCGGUACUUUCAAGGUGCCAGAGUCGCCGAGCGUUGCAUCUCGCUCUUCUCCUACACUGAGAAACAAACUGUUCUGCAGUCCUGUCAAAAGCACAAACACUAAAAGAGACAUUUUCAAGACUCCAGAAAAGACUUGUCAAGUGAGACUGGUGAGGAUUUCUGAAACUCCGGAUAAAGUUCUUCUGACACAGAAUACAAAUCCAAAGUCCUCUGAAAAACUUGACAGAAUGAAAACCCCUGAGAAAGUCAGUCUACUGGAAAUGUCUAACCCUAACCCUCCACAAUCCACACCACCACAAAACCAUAACCUGUCACAUAAACCCAACACUAGAACUAAUUCGAAGACUCUUAGUCCUGAUCGCAUGGUGACUCGUUCUGGACGAACUCCAGCCAAACAUGUAAACAUUUCAUCUCCAUGUAAGCCAGUGUUUGCUCCAGCAGAAGGUUCUACCAUUUCAGAAGGACCAGAUAAAUCAAGAAAGACUCCAGUAAAGUCCUUAAGAAGAACAAGGUCUGGUCAAGGUGUUGAAACCCCCAGAUGCAACUUAAGAUCCCAGUCUAGUGAGAAUCUUCCCUCGAAACUAAACACAGAACCUGCUGAGCACUGUGAGCUUGUGGUGAAGGACAUUCAGUCCGAUACAAAAGACGAGGUACAAGCAGAACCUUCACAAACCUCUGAAACGGACUCUAGUCCCCACAGAGAUUCCCACCAGCUUGACUCUUCACGUUUUAACUCCACAGACGAUGAAAGUAUGGAUAUUGUCGAUGCUGCGGUUGUCAAGACUCAGUUCAGUGGAGGUAUCAAGAUGAACAUCAGCUUUUCACGAAAGACCUCAACGUCCGGGGAAGACUUUUUGUCGAACAUGUCGUCUCCUAAAUCACGUCCGGCACUCCCGGGAACACCUAGCCGGAGCUACGGUUUCCGACAGACCCCCGACCGCCAACAGAGGGAAGCUGCAGCUCGUCUGGGUUACGGAAAUGAAUCCCCUCGAUUUUCAACCCCAAGAGGUCCAGCUAAACUUAGUCGUCAAAAGAGCAUGGAUACUCCCAACCCUAUGACUUACCAGGUAGAAAUGGAAAUGGAAAUGCAAACAUCGGGAGUUCCUAAGCUCAAAAUCAAACGUACAGAUUCCAUGAACGCGGGCGAUUCGGCCUCAGACGGCGGCCCUCGAUCGGGAGCUUGGAGCCCCUUAGUUCGUGUGAAACCUUCUCAGCUGGAAAGCCCCUUGGCUCUGUUCUCUAAGCACAGAGAUCCGGCAUGUGUCUCACCGUCUCUCUGUACUCACGUCACCCCGGCAAAGAUUACGCCUAGAAAAGGUGGGAGCGUACAAACGUUCAUUUGUCAGUCCUACACCCCGACACACUAUCCUGGGGGAACAAUGUCUCCUAUGAUAGCAGACAUAAUCCCCCUCACUCCUUCACCACAGAGCGGAGGUAAAGCCACUCCUGACAACCUGAACAGCUGGCCCCGCAGGAAGAGAGCUCAGAUUGGGAUGGGUGGAGGCAAGGGUCGGGGCCUGAAGAUGGAGCCUAUGCUGGAGGAGUUGUUAGAGCAAGCUGAACUCGGAGUUAGCAGACUGCAGGACGUCGAGGACACGGAGGAGCCGUCAAACAACAAAGCAGCAGGAUCAGCCUUGACCUCUAAACAGUCUCUCCCAGCUGGAGCAGAUGCUUCUCCUCUGUCUCCACUGGAGGACUUGUACUGGUUGGAGCAGCUGGGUGGAGCUGAUCCUCAGGGAGAAGAAGAUGAUGAAGACAUCCUCUGGGCCACCGGGACUGGAGACGUCAAGUCAGUAGCGACGCCCCCCGGCUCCACGGUGAGGAAGCCGGUGACAGCGAGUGGGAUUUUGGCGCUCACUCACUCUCCGCUGUUGUUCAAGGGCAACGCCUGCUCUGCUAGUAAGAGAACACCCAACUUUAAAGAUGAAGCAGCGUCAGGGAGGAGGGUGGAGGGAGUGGAGGUCUCUCCCUUCAGCCAGUCAAUCAGACGGGCUGACACAGGACGGUCCUACAGCAGGAAGAGGCUGCUGCACUGAACGACAAACAUUGUCCGUUGUGUUUCACUGUGAGCCUUCCUCUCACACGCUUUGUCUGAGAGAGCUUUUGAUGGCAGAUCUGAAGGAUGUCUUUCAGGCGCCACUUGAAAGGCUGGAGCAUGAAUGUCCUAGGACCAGCUGUUUCUGUUUCAAUGAGGAGAUUUUAUUAUGAUAGGUACGUUUAGCUGUGAGUUGAAAAGCUAAGCAGUUCUUCCAAGAUGUUUAAAAUUGUUCCUAUUAAUGAUUUUAGCCACCUAAGUCUCCUGAAGCUAAAAUGGUGAUAUUAUGUCAUCAGUGUUUUUGAAAUAAGCAAUUUUACAAUCAAGUCUAAAUGUGUUGCUCUGAAUAUUCAUGUUUAUUUAUUAGUCUGUUUUUCUGUCAUAGUCUUGCUUUUUCUGUGAAAGGGAAGGGCCUAAUGAUUGAUUCAUAUUGUUAAUACCUUAUGUUGCAAAUACUUUAUGUAAAUAAAAAUCUGUUUUCUUAAUUAAGGAAGGAAAA
Gymnodraco acuticeps is the source of this 6565-nucleotide messenger RNA. RefSeq names its product TopBP1-interacting, checkpoint, and replication regulator (gene ticrr). Gene Ontology annotation, biological process: mitotic G2 DNA damage checkpoint signaling; response to ionizing radiation; DNA replication. The record is from RefSeq and is a predicted model, not a curated record. Gene Ontology annotation, cellular component: nucleus. NCBI's taxonomy places the organism in Eukaryota, Metazoa, Chordata, Actinopteri, Perciformes, Bathydraconidae. Gene Ontology annotation, molecular function: chromatin binding. The coding region runs from base 371 to 6067 and encodes 1898 amino acids. The transcript is spliced from 22 exons.